Molecule: messenger RNA, 930 nt
Organism: Glarea lozoyensis ATCC 20868
Lineage: Eukaryota; Fungi; Ascomycota; Leotiomycetes; Helotiales; Helotiaceae
Exons: 6
Coding region: 1-930 (309 amino acids)
Source: RefSeq, a predicted model, not a curated record
AUGGGCUCCAAAAGAAAGAGAAAAAGCUCGCCAGGUCUGCCGAUCAAAAAACGAAACGCAACAAGGGACAAAGGUCAAGAGCGCGUACAUGACACUUCCGAGGCAAUCCAUUCUAAGGUCGACAAUCCCGGUCCCAUGACAAGAGGGAGGCAAGCUCUUGCAGUUGGCAUACAUUCUGUCGAAUGGGCCAAAAAUAUCGCCCCCAGUUCUAGUCGACUCCUAAAGCUACCCCUAGAGAUUCGUCAUAAGAUUUAUCGAGUAUUGAUUCAAUGUUGGCCACAUAUUAUGCCACGUACAUAUUGGCAAAAAGAUAAAUUCAGGAGCGGGGUUUUCCAAUCAUCUACAGAAACUGACAAUCUCGCUGCAUUGCUGUGUACAUGCAAACAAACAUAUCUCGAGGUCAAUGGGUCAAGCUUGUUCUACCAAUUCAAUAAAUUCCAUUUUGAUGGCCAGUACGGAAUGGUCCGUUAUUUCCGCUACGCCGCCAAUCCGUUCCACACAGCUAAUAUUCAUUCGCUGUCGCUUUCAUGGAUGGUGCAUUAUCGGUAUAACCUCUUUCCACCCAAGUCUCUUUGGGCCGCGAUUGAUAAAAUGCCGUCAUUGCAACACCUCGCAUUGUCUUUUGGCGUCGAUAAUCGCUCUACUUUAGUUAAAGGAAUGGGUUAUUCUAGGGAUGAUGGGGCUGCGGUGAACCAGUUCCUCCAGUUACUGAGACUUACGUUCGAAAACAGCGAAGCUUUGCAGAAUUUGAAGGGGUUGAAGAGCUUCCGAGUGAGCCCACCAUGGGACGUCACACGUACCGAACUUCUUUGGCAGUUUCUUGUGCAACAACAUCCGAAAGUGCGGGAAGGACAAGUUGCGUUCGACAAGGCCAUCACAGAAAUUGAGACUAACCUUCGGAUUAAAUACUAUUCUAGUCAAGGGGCUUAA